Molecule: messenger RNA, 9771 nt
Organism: Cladocopium goreaui
Lineage: Eukaryota; Dinophyceae; Suessiales; Symbiodiniaceae
Source: the annotation of a GenBank genome assembly
AUGAAGUGCCCAGCUUUCCGCUUCGGUUGGCUUCCAGCAGCAUUUUGCUGCCUUGCGCCAUGUAGCGCUUUGCUGCACAGCAGUCACAGCAGCGCCGGUCGGCGGCUGAGCCAUUGUGAUUCAGCAGCACCCAAGAACUCAUGUUGCAAUUGGCAGUGUGACAGCAGCAUGGGAUGGAUGCCACGACAUCCGCAAAGUGAAUUCACGGGGAGCAGCGAUGAGGAGUGUUGUCAGAGGACAUGUCAGCACUUUCAAUGCCCUACGGGAUAUAAGGCCAAUGCCUUGUACAAGAGCAACACCGGCUGGUCAGCGGAAGUCUGUUGUGACAAGACCUGUGAGUCCUUCGAGUGUCGGGACGGAUAUCGUGUGGUGGAAGCCGCAGCGUCAAAGGUGAACCUCACGCACGAGGAAUGCUGUGCUCAGACCUGCGAACUCCACCAGUGCGGCGUCUUGUGGAGCCCCUCGGAGUACCGAUCCACGUGGGUGGGCGACUCGGACCAAGUCUGUUGCGAACCUCGCUGCGCGCUGAUGUCCUGUGGUGACGGAUGGGCGGUGAAUGACCUGAAAGUGGAUCAAGUGGGUGUGACCAGGGAGGAAUGCUGUUCCAAGACUUGUUCGUUGGUGAAAUGCGCCGUUGGGUGGAAAGUGCCGGAGAACCGAUUGAAGAGCGUGCCACAGAAGGAGACGGAGUGCUGCCAAAAGACCUGUGAACAUCACGUUUGUGGCCACGGCUAUGUGAAGGAUGCCACCAAGAAUGGCUUGUUUAAUCCUUCCAACGACCGCUGUUGUGAGAAGACCUGUGCUGCUUUCCAAUGCCCGGAGGGCUGGGUGCGCGAUCGAACGAAAUCCAAGCUGCUGGCAACCAGUGCCGAGGAGUGCUGUGAGAAGAGCUGUAAGAUCCACGAGUGCAGUGAGGGUUGGCUCACCAACAGUUCCAAAGCCUCCGUCCUUGGCUCCAGUGAUGAAGUGUGCUGCGACAAAACCUGUGCGGUUCAUGAAUGCCAAAAAGGCACUCUACGACCAUCCCCUUCCAAAGAAGGAGGAGUUAGUGAUGAGCAGUGCUGUGAAUCCAAGCUGUGCCCCGAACUUCGCAAACUCAAAAAAUCCCCAGCAGGGCACUGCAAUGGCUUUUCGCAGGAAGAGUGUGAAGGCUACUAUACAAUUUUGCACACCGCAAAAGAGAUGAAAUCCAAGAAUGAAACCGUGAAACCUGACACAGACGUCUUUGUGAAGUGCGUCUAUGACAAGGAGUUUGACCUGUGUUCCGAACACAUCCACUUGAGUACUGCAGUUCUAUUGCGGUGCCCAGAUGUCCAUCUCCGCACGGGCUGGGCUCAAGCCUCGGGUAGAUCACCAUGGUCACUGACCAUGGACGAGAAGAAGAGUGACUGUGUCAAAGUCGCCGUGCGCCUCAGACCUUUGUCGACCAAAGAAGUCGGCAACAAUGAGUCCAGCAUCAUUGAACUGGUGGAACAGACUGCAGCCAGUGGUGAGACAGGCAGUGUGGUCAUCAAUGACCCCGAGAAUAAGGAGAAACCCUCCAGCUUCGCUUUUGAUUUAGUCUUUGGCACCGAAAGUCUACAGGAAACGGUCUUUGAGGCCAUUGGCCGUGCCGCCGUGAAUUCCACCCUGACGGGGUACAACGGGACCAUCUUUGCAUAUGGACAGACUGGCAGUGGGAAGUCCUGGUGUAUGAUGGGCGGCUCCGGUGAUCUGAAAGGCAUCAUUCCUAGGGUCAAUGAAGAACUGUUUGCACAGAUUAAUGAACAACAGGCCACAAGUAGCCGGCAAUUCCUUGUCAUGUGUUCCUUCUUCGAGAUCUACAAUGAAAUCAUUUUUGACUUGUUCAACCCCUGUGCAGAUCGGAGUAAGCUGGGUGCUGGCUUGCAAGUCAAAGAGCACCCCGUGCUCGGAAUUUAUGUUAAGGACUUGCAGGAGAUCGUGGCCAGCGAUGCUGAAAAGUUGGUGCAGCUGAUGCACAGCGGCACCAAGAAUCGAGCGGUGAGCUCGACCUUGAUGAAUUCAGUGAGCUCGCGGUCGCAUUCCAUUUUUACCAUUAAGGUGCACCAAAAGGACGAAGAGGACAAGUCGAAGAACGUCUUUGCCAAGCUGAAUCUGGUGGAUUUGGCGGGCUCGGAGAGGCAAAAGGGCACUGGAGCCAGUGGACAAACCUUGAAGGAAGGUGCCAACAUCAACAAGAGUUUGAGUGCCUUGGGCAAUGUCAUCAACGCCUUGGUGGAAAUUGCGAAUGGGAAAAAGACCUUUGUUCCCUUUCGCAACUCCAAACUCACACGCGUUCUGCAGGAAUCCUUGGGUGGAAACUCUCUGUGCACCAUGUUGGCGACGCUCUCCCCAGCAGCAUCAAACUAUGAGGAGACGAUGUCCACUUUGCGAUAUGCCAACCGGGCCAAGGCCAUCAAAGUUUCAGCCACAAAGAAUGAGGAAGCUUCCCAACUCUCUCGGCUGAAUUCAGAGAUUGAAGAACUGAAGAAAAAACUCGCUGCCUCGGAGAGUGGAGCAGGUGGGGAUCGUGGAGAUAUUGGUGUGGCAAGUGCUGAGAGGAAAGCCAUGCAGGAAAAGCUCCAGGGUCAACUGGCUGACAUGCAACAGAUGGUGAGUAGCACCUGGGAAGAUAAGGCCAAGCUAUCAGCAGAUCAUGAAAGUCAAAUCAGCAAGGCUUUGGAUGACCAAAAGAAACAGACCAAGGCGAUGCAGGAAGAGUGUCGCAAACGCCUGCGGGUCUUGGAAGAUCAGAAUGAUUUGGAACUCUCCAUCAGGGGCCUGAUGGAUACGCUCCAGUCCUUGCCAGCAGAAGUUUGUGGUGGAGCAACCCCUCUGCCACCUCUCUGUGAAAAGCUGUGUUCAUGUGAGCUCCCUCAGCAGUGGUUGAAACUGGUGGCCGACAUAGCGGAGAUCGUUGAGGAAGGCAAGAAGGAGAGUGCCAUGGUGGUGGCCUAUCAGAAUGCCUUCCGUGAAGAUCUGAGGCUCUGGGUGGAUGGCGAAGGAGGAGAUGAACUGCCCAUUGCACGCACCGGGGCUCGACGUGCGGUGACCAAGUUGGAAACGCUGAAACGUGAAGUGGCCAAGACCUGUAGCUCUCAAACCUUGGGCCGUUCCAAGGUGCAAAAUUUCAUUGCUGCGGUGCGCGAAACGCAUGAAGAAUGGCUGACCCAGGGGGUGGAUAUCAUCAAGGGAGAUCUGAAAGAAGAAUCUCCUGACACAGGUGAUGCAUCCCCGAUUGUGGAUCAUAGCGGCGUGUCCCCCUUGUAUGCGCAGGUGCUGAAGGAUAUUGAUAGCAUCCUGAUUCUGAUUCAAAAUCAAGCCCGGAUCAAAGUUGAUUCCAACAUGUCCGGCGAAGCGCAACCGGUGGCUGAACUGGUUUUACAGGGCCUGGGGCUCUUAGGGCUCGCAAACCCAACGGCCAUGUCCCCGGACGAGGAACUAAUUCGAUCAUUUCUGGGCGAAGGAAGUGGAACUGAAGCUCCCAAGGCUCCCAAAGCUCCCCGGGAGUCGCGGCCCAUCCAGGAGUGGUCUGUGGAAGAUGUGGAUGAAAGUCCUGAAGGGACGGAGUUUGUUUUGAAGCAGGUCAUCUCACUGGAGACCCUGAACAAGAAGAGGACAGCCUUGGAGUUAUUGGCUCGACCACCACCCAAAUUUGUUCAUGAUGUGGCCAUUCUGAUCCAAGAAAAGACAGGCUUCAUGCAGGCAAUGUCCCAUGAGUGGCCAGAACAAUCAAGGGAUGCUCGCAUCGAACUUCUGCAAUACAUCGCCGACUCCAGUUCUUCCUGUUUAGGUGCGCGGAUUGAUUUUGAUCCCUCAGAUGUAUUGAAAGGGAAGGAAGUGGGCAAGACCCUUCGGCUGCUGCAGCUCUUGUCGUUGGCUUCCAUCAAAUUCAGCGCUCAGAGGGAGAAGCCCAUGCUGGACCGGCCCCUCUCCUUGCAACGCAAGGCCAGCAAGACGCGGUUGGAUGAGAUGAGCCCAUUUCUGGAGGCCGUGUCCCGGUGCCUCAAGGCAGUUCUGGAGCUCCACGCGCGGGGGGAUGGGCCAUCCCCCACCAGGGAAGAUCCCACGUUUCGCGCCAUGCAGGACCGCUUGGAGGCCGAACAACAGCUGCGGAGACGCAACGAGGAACGGCUGGUGCAGCUGCAGGCGGAGGCCCAAAGCCUGACCCAGAGCUUGGCGCAACAGCAUGAAGAGCUGGAGCAGGUGACCCAAGCAGCAGUGGCCAGUGCGGAACGGAAGGCCAAGCUGCAGGCAGAAGUCCAGCUUUCUCGGCAAAGACUGUUGGAGAAGGCUUCAACUUUAAGGAAUCCCAAAGUGGAAAACCUCAAGGCUGAAAUGGAUGAUGUCAUGAGUUCAGCUGAACACCAAAAGAACGAGAAGAUUUCUUUGCAGAAAACUUUGCAAGAAAUGAGCCAGGAACAGAUUGAAGCCGAGACAAGGCGGGAGACCCUACAAAUGGAGGUGCAGCGCAUGCAAGCCUCGGUUGCCGAAGCGCAGGGUUCGUCCAAUGAUGAAGUGCUUUUGGUGCAGGCAGAACAUGAGAAGCUGAGGAUGAAAAUUGCCUCCCUAGAGGAGAAGAUGCGACAAUUCUCGGAAGAGGAGGACAUAGAAAGAGACCAAGAGACACAGCUAUUGGAGGAGAAACAACUGGUGAUGCGAAGAAGCGAAGAUUUGCAAAUGCAGUUGCAAGUGAUUUUGGAAGAAAGGGAUGGCCUACGGGAAGGCAUGGAUCUACUGUGGCAGGAGAAGACUCACCUGGAAGAAGAGCUGGAGAAUGUCUCAGAAGGCUACAGCCAUUUGUCCAAUCGUUUGAUGGAAAAGAUCGAGGAAACCAGAGAACUGGAGGAACAGAUGCAGCAAUACGAGAAGAGCAUGAGAGCAUUAGAGAACGACCAGACCAGUCCGGUUCCACCCUUUAAGAUUGACAAAGCCAGCCACGUCGAUGUCGGCGCAAUUCUGCCCAACUUGUCGCUCCGACCUGGUCUUGGGAGGCUGUCUUGGGAUGCUUGGUUGGGACGUGGUGGGCCAGGUGCCAACCUUCUGAUCGUGGAGAUUGGACGGAGUUCCAGCUCCUCCUUCAAAUGCAGGACUUGCCCCUAUGUCUACCAGAUUCGGGAAAAGCUGACCUCCAAACAGAUGAUCGUCCGAAAGGAGGUGGACGACGUGCUCGGUGGAGCGGAGGCCUGGAAGGAUGUGGACCAGUGCGAUGCUCACUGUCCGAAGUGUGGCAAUGGCCAGGCCUAUUUCCGGCAGAUGCAGACGCGCUCGGCAGACGAGCCCAUGACCACGUUCUACAGAUCCGCCAAAAAAGAGCUGCGAGCGAAAGGAUAUGCAGAUGUUGGUUUUCAGAUGGACAUGCCGGAAGCCACGCUUGACUCAACCUUGGCCUUCACCAACAAGUGCUAUGUGUCGCAGUCGGACCUGCUACAGCUCUGCCCCUCCAGGGAGACUUCCCCUGGUGCAGGUGGAACUGGCAGCUACAUCGAGGUCAAAAGCUGCGUCUUCAGUGUGGAAGCCCAUCGCGCCAUGGAACCAGGGACCAUCGCUUUCAACAAGGUGCAGCGGGAGUUCGCUCGAAUUGGGCUGAACCAGGAGGUUUUUGCCAAACAGUUCACUUUGCCAAAGGGCUUCGACCUUGGGACCUGCAAGUUGGAAGUGGAUUACUUCCUGAAACCAGCUGCAGACACUCCGAAGCUUGAGGUGAAAGACGAAGAGCUGGAAGAAAUCAUGAGGAAAAACUUCCAAUUUCAGGUCUUCACCGUUGGCCAGACGAUCGCAGUUGACUACAACGGCACCCUGCUCAAGUUUGAUGUGCGAAGUUUGAUGCCACCGGAUUUGGGCGAUGGUGCAGCUGCAGCCCAGAAGCUGAACAGCGGCCUUUUGGCCGCGCUGACGGAUUUGGACUUUCAGCAGGGUCCAUCAGGCAAACUCCACGUGUUGAGUAACAAGAUCCAGCAGCGGAGUAUCUUCAGACCGGACUUCAACUUCGAAGAUUUGGGCAUUGGUGGCUUGAGUAAGCAGUUUGGCGACAUCUUCCGGCGCGCCUUUGCGGCCCGGGUCUUCCCUCCACACAUGAUCCGGGACCUGGGCAUCAGCCACGUGAGGGGCAUGCUGCUGCAUGGCCCCCCCGGCACGGGGAAGACGUUGAUCGCCCGGAAACUGGCGAAGUUCCUGAAAGCUGCGGAACCCAAAAUUGUGAACGGACCAGAGGUCCUGAACAAAUAUGUGGGACAAGCAGAGGAAAAUAUCAGGAACUUAUUCGCUGAUGCAGAGAAGGAUGAGAAGACUUUGGGCGAAAACUCUCCUUUGCAUGUGGUGAUUUUUGAUGAAAUUGAUUCUAUCUGCAAAUCUCGAGGGUCCACUCGAGAUGGAACCGGAGUGCACGACAGCAUUGUGAACCAAUUGCUCUCGAAAAUCGAUGGAGUCGACUCAUUGAACAACAUCCUGCUGAUCGGAAUGACCAACAGAAAGGAUUUGAUCGAUGAGGCCCUACUGCGGCCUGGGAGGUUGGAGAUUCACGUGGAGAUCUCUCUUCCUGAUGAGCAUGGCCGUGUGGAGAUUCUCAACAUUCACACCAAGAGUAUGAGGGACAAGGGCUAUUUGGAGAAAGAUGUUUCCAUCCCAUCGAUUGCCUCCAAGACCAAGAACUUCUCAGGUGCUGAGCUCGAGGGACUGAUCCGUUCAGCGACCUCUUACGCCAUGAACAGAAAGGUGAGUUUCACAGACCUGAGCAUCAAAGAGGGUGACUUUCGGAUUUCCAAUGAGGAUUUUGAGCUGGCCCUUGACGAAGUCAAACCGGCCUUUGGUCAGCACAGCGAUGAUUUUGAGAAAUGCAUCCCCUUUGGGAUUCAGUCCUUUUCAGAGGAGUUCAAACAUACGGUGGGGUCAUGCAAAAGCAUCCUGGAGCAAGUGCGGAGCUCUAGCCAUACGCCCAUCAUGAGUUUGCUCUUGCAUGGCUCCAAAGGCUGCGGAAAGACGGCCCUGUCCGCCUUUUUGGCUCAGGGAUCAGACUAUCCUUUCGUGCGAAGGAUUGGUAGCGACAAGUACGUGGGAUAUUCCGAGCAGGCCAAGAUUUCAGCCAUCGCCAAGAUCUUUGAGGAUGCGUAUAAGAGUGACCUCUCCUGCAUCGUGUUGGACGACAUCGAAAGGUUGGUCGACUAUGUUCGAGUUGGACCUCGCUUCUCCACUCCUGUCUUGCAGGCCCUGUUCGCGCUGUUGAAACGACCACCUCCAAAGGAAAACAGCCGACUGCUGGUCAUUGGAACAGCUACCGAUGCUCAGUUUCUAGAGGACGUCGAACUACUGCACGCCUUCAAUGUGGCCCUGGCCAUCCCCGAGUUGUCAAAUCCGUCCGAGUACAAGGCGGUUUUGGAACCUCUACCCGGGUUCACACCCCCUGCCGUGCAAGAGAUCAGCGCCGGGCUCAGCGGGCAGCGGGUUGGCAUCAAAACCCUCUUGCUGGUAGCGGAGAUGGCAGUCCAACGUGAGAAUCCUGUACAGAUUGGAGCCUUCAAGAUUCAUCGAGAUUCCACAGAUACCCUGGGAGCUGCGCCGCCAGUGAGGAUGAGGGAGCCCGAUCAGUCGCAAGGAGAUGCUUUGCGAGUGGGUGCUCUCACACGGCUCAAAGGUUUUGUGUCCGUUUUGGGAGAAGAACUGCGUCGAGACUUGGAUUCAGGAUCUCCGGACUCCGAGGGUUGGCAACUCCGCCAGGCAAGCGUGGAAAGCCGCCAGGUUCAAUUGCAAGAACUGCGGCAGAUGCUGAACGAUGUGCGCGAGACGACGCCCGAGGAGAUGCGACAAAUUCGCCAGGCCUCCAACGUUCGCCCGGAGCCAAUGGCGACUGCAGAUGCCGUGGAUGGCGUGGUUCAGGAGUUGCAUGAUGCCAUUGGAAGAAACGUUCGCUUGGCACGUCGCGAGGCUGUUUUGGAAGCCUACUGCGAGGAGCAAAACAAGAUCCUUCGCUGUGUGGAAUCGUCGGAAUCCCGCCUGAAGGAUUGUGAAGCCCAAGAAUCUGGAAAGAUCGAGGAGCUGAAACAAGCCAAGUUGGCAGCAGAACGUGAAGCCUUGGAAAUGAAGGUUUCAUGGCGGAAGGACCGCAUGGAACUGCACAGGGUGCAGAUGGAACUUCAACAAGCACAGCAAGCUGUCGCUAACUUGCAAGAGCAACUCUCAGAAGUUGCGCAAAAAGAAGAAGCGCAGCGCGGCCUGUUGCAAAGUGCUCGAGUAACAGAUAUUCAAGCGACUGUGUGGCAAUCCAAGGUGGCGAACCAGGCAAAAGAUCUGGAACGACUCAAGUCCAGGUGUGCUGAACUUGACAGCGAAAGGAUUUUGAACCGUGGCUCUUCCCUCGGACAGUAUCAAAGCCUGGAGGCAUGGGCUGCCGAUGCCAAGCAGGUGGAAUCGCAACAGGCGCUGCAAAAGAAGAUUUUCCAGGAACGAUGUGUGGAGCUACAGGCGAAGCUGGACAAGUCCAGGGUGGCGUACUACGAAAAGGGCCGGGAGUUGCAAGUCGUGAGGAUCCAGCAUGAAGAGGAGAGGCAGCAGCUUCAGCAGCAGAAAGAUGAAGCGCUCCGGGGCCACCAAAGCAUGGAGAAGGAGAAGAGGAUGCUCCAGGAAAAGGUCACCGACCUCGAAGUCCAAAUCGCGGAGUCUUUGUUGAGCAGCAGCUACCACGCUUCCCAGCAUGGUCAACUGCGCGCCCGCGUGGAAGAUCUCUCCACCGGGGGGAAGUCGCAGGAAUUGGUACAGCAACUGGCUGAGCUGGACGCGAAAUACCAAGAUUUGGAAGGGCGCUAUGCCGUGGCCAAUGCUGCCAGAAGCGGUUUGGCCCGGCAAUGCGGCCUGCUAGAGGAGGAAAAUGCACGGCUGGAAGAGAGCUUGUCCAAGGAGCUUCGCGACAAGGAGGAUCUUCUGGAGUCCCACGCCGAGUCGUCGGUGGCCUCGGCUUCGAAGCUGGCGGAACGGCUGCGGCACUUUGAGAGGCAGCAGCAGGAGCUGGAAACAGAGGCAGCAGAGGAUCGGAGCAGGUUGAGGAUGGAACUGGCCAAUGCAGAGGCGCAACAUGCGGACAUGGAACGGCUGAGGGAGCGAGAGAGACUCGUGGAACAACUCAAGAUGCAGUACCACUUGGCUCAGAAAUUGCUUGUGAGGUUCCGAGGCGUUCACGACGCCUUGGCCUGGAAAGAUUUGAUGGCGGAAGUGGACCUGACGAUUCUCAGCAUCGCCCAGGCCGGCGGUGCCAAAGGGAUGGGACAGGGGAUGGUCUUGACGGAGCUGGUGACCCAACUGCACCACCUGGCGGAGUCGGCCCAGCAGCAGACGGAGCGGCGGCAGAUCCAGCUGGAAUCCGCGGAGUCGGCGGCGGAAGCCGCGCAACAGCAGCAGUUUGCCGCUGAACUUCGGCAGGAGGAGUUGGAGACGCAGAACCUGCGCUUAGAAGCGGAACUGGCCAAGACUCAGAUGAUACAAAGCACCUUGCAGGAUUCCAAACCGUUGGCCUUGCCUGAUGACUUGCCGGAGGAGUACUCCGCUAUCAUCAAGGAGGUUGUUCUAAAUGGAUGGGACUCAGUUGAGUGGGGUGGGAAUUUCACUCUGCUGCAUUGGGCUGCCAUGCAAAACCGUCAGCAUCUUUGCCAAUCCCUAUUGGAGUUGAGAGCUAAUCCCUCCCUGCGAGACGACACGGGAAUGACUGCUGCAGACUAUGCCCGGGAAAAGGGCCACCAAGAAGUCACGGCCACGUUGCAAAGUGUUCAUUUGCUGAAGCGCUGA